Molecule: messenger RNA, 237 nt
Organism: Dovyalis caffra
Lineage: Eukaryota; Viridiplantae; Streptophyta; Magnoliopsida; Malpighiales; Salicaceae
Source: the annotation of a GenBank genome assembly
AUGGAGUGUCGAACAGUUAUUAAUACAGUCGCAUUCUUAGGCGCUGGUCCUGCUGAGCACAUUGGAUCCAAUUCAAAAUAUGAAGCACAGCCCACUUCCAAGUCAUCUUUCCCACGACCAAGCAGCUUCCGGUAUAGGAAUGGCCCAACUCCAUUUCAAACAUUAUCGGUGGAAUUAUCUCUGCACAGUAAACAACGACAGGACGAACCAAUUGAAACUGCUGUAGAGAUCGCAUAA